Messenger RNA from Vicia faba (fava bean), 951 nucleotides. Lineage: Eukaryota; Viridiplantae; Streptophyta; Magnoliopsida; Fabales; Fabaceae. The record is from the annotation of a GenBank genome assembly.
AUGGCUAGCAAAUUAUUAGCCUUCACAUUGACAUGUCCAUGUCCAUUCACUGUCUCUCCAACAUUCUUAUCAUCCACUUCUGCUUCUAGACUCCAUCAUCCUAUUCGAUUCAAUGCCGGCCGCCACUCUUGCCUUCGCCGCCGCCUAUUCGAGUUUUCCCCCAAGGCCACCUCCGAACAACAGGAAGAUACUGUUGUUGAUAGUAAAAUCUUACAGUACUGCAGCAUAGACCAAAAAGAAAAGAAAUCAAUCGGUGAACUUGAACAAGAAUUUCUUCAAGCACUUCAAGCUUUCUACUACGAGGGAAAGGCAAUUAUGUCGAACGAAGAAUUCGAUAAUCUCAAAGAAGAACUCAUGUGGGAAGGAAGCAGCGUUGUAAUGCUAAGUUCUUCUGAGCAGAAAUUUCUUGAAGCGUCUAUUGCUUAUGUGUCUGGAAAUCCAAUCUUGACUGAUAAAGAGUUUGAUGAAUUAAAACUCAAGCUAAAGAUGGAAGGGAGUGAAAUUGUGGCUGAAGGUCCCCGGUGCAGUCUUCGUAGUAGAAAGGUUUAUAGUGACCUUACUGUUGACUAUUUCAAGGCAUUGUUACUGAAAGUUCCAGCAACUGUGGUUGCAUUAGGAUUGUUCUUCUUUCUUGAUGAUGUAACUGGAUUUGAGAUUAAUUAUCUGAUAGCGAUUCCAGAACCUUUCAGUUUCAUUUUGACUUGGUUUGCUGCUGUUCCUUUCAUUCUGUGGUUAGCACAGUCAAUUACAAAUGCAAUCAUAAAAGAUUUCUUGAUUCUGAAGGGUCCAUGUCCUAAUUGUGGUACUGAAAACACCUCAUUCUUUGGGACAAUAUUGUCAAUUUCAAGUGGUGAUUCAACCAACAAAGUCAAAUGUGAGAACUGUGCAACUGUGAUGGUAUAUGAUUCAACUACAAGGUUGAUAACAUUGGCAGAAGGAAGUAAUGCAUAA